This is a messenger RNA of Cercocebus atys (sooty mangabey), 2613 nucleotides long. RefSeq names its product doublecortin (gene DCX). NCBI's taxonomy places the organism in Eukaryota, Metazoa, Chordata, Mammalia, Primates, Cercopithecidae. Gene Ontology annotation, biological process: retina development in camera-type eye; photoreceptor cell development; intracellular signal transduction. Gene Ontology annotation, cellular component: axoneme. The record is from RefSeq and is a predicted model, not a curated record. Bases 240 to 1139 code for a protein of 299 amino acids. The transcript is spliced from 4 exons.
AGAUUGGUUUUCUUUCUCUCAGCAUCUCCACCCAACCAGCAGAAAACCGGUGAGUGGGGCUUUUAAGUGAUUUUCAAGCAGAAUGUAACAGAUGUCAAACGGGAAAAGCACAAGGCAAAGCCUGCUCUCUCUGUCUCUCUGUCUCCUCUUCUCCUUUUUUGCCUUAUUCUAUCCGAUUUUUUCCCUAAGCUUCUACCUGGGAUUUUCCUUUGGAAAAGUCUCUGAGGUUCCACCAAAAUAUGGAACUUGAUUUUGGACACUUUGACGAAAGAGAUAAGACAUCCAGGAACAUGCGAGGCUCCCGGAUGAAUGGGUUGCCUAGCCCCACUCACAGCGCCCACUGUAGCUUCUACCGAACCAGAACCUUGCAGGCACUGAGUAAUGAGAAGAAAGCCAAGAAGGUACGUUUCUACCGCAAUGGGGACCGCUACUUCAAGGGGAUUGUGUACGCUGUGUCCUCUGACCGUUUUCGCAGCUUUGACGCCUUGCUGGCUGACCUGACACGAUCUCUGUCUGACAACAUCAACCUGCCUCAGGGAGUGCGUUACAUUUACACCAUUGAUGGAUCCAGGAAGAUCGGAAGCAUGGAUGAACUGGAGGAAGGGGAAAGCUAUGUCUGUUCCUCAGACAACUUCUUUAAAAAGGUGGAGUACACCAAGAAUGUCAAUCCCAACUGGUCUGUCAACGUAAAAACAUCUGCCAAUAUGAAAGCCCCCCAGUCCUUGGCUAGCAGCAACAGUGCGCAGGCCAGGGAGAACAAGGACUUUGUGCGCCCCAAGCUGGUUACCAUCAUCCGCAGUGGGGUGAAGCCUCGGAAAGCUGUGCGUGUGCUUCUGAACAAGAAGACAGCCCACUCUUUUGAGCAAGUUCUCACUGAUAUCACGGAAGCCAUCAAACUGGAGACCGGGGUUGUCAAAAAACUCUACACUCUGGAUGGAAAACAGAUGGACUCUUCCUCCACAUCUCAUCAUCACAACCUGAUAUUAUGUGUUUCAUUUGGAGAAAAUGUAUUUUCAGCAGGCAAAACAAUGAAUCAGGAACCUGAGGCUCUGAAAUUCAAUCUGCUUCUGAUUUACCUUGCAGAAUGGUCACUUAGCCUCACCUUCUUUAUCUGCUAUGAAAGAUGUGUUAGAAUCUAGGUUCUAUGAAUUCUUAUGAAUAUGAAUUUAGCUAUUAUAUGAUGCAUUCUUUAUUGUUCAAUACACGUGACUGAAAUGAUAUUUGCCCAUUCAUUACUUUUUAGAUACCCUCACAUUGGUGCUCAGCAACAAUUUUGAUAAAAGGAAGUUGAAGUGACUUUCAUAUGCUCUGAAAGAAGUCAGAUACGGGGAAAGUACUGAAGCCUCUGGCUCGUUGUCUUUGCCUCACACUAAACCAUACUUAUUCUUUUUCUCUUUUCCAUAUGACAUAGCUGUCUUAAUUUGGUUCCACUGAUGGUUUGUGUGAGAAAGGGACUAUUUCAGGAUCCUAAAAUUAGCCCAAGAAAGAUGCUGCCAUCUGUUCCCCCUCCAAAUCAGGUUCUUCAUGUCAUUGGUUAUACUACUAAAGUACCACCUAUAUUAAUAUCUGGGAAAGAAUGCAGCCAGGCGUCUCCAUCAGACAGAUGCACCAUUCUCUUGAGCAUAGGGAGCUGUAAAUAUACAACAAAAAUAUUCCAAGGGAAUUGGAACAGUGGCUGGUUCUGUUGGCUCUAAAGAGAAUCCUGGUCUCCCAUCAGAAAAGACAAGUGUGGAUUAGUAUCAGUCCAUAUAUUCUACCUCUUAAAAUGCCUUUGGUGUUUAAACAACUAUAUAGAUUCUAAAAAGGUGGAUUCACUAUAUAUCAAAGUUACUGAUGAGUGUUCAAAUGCAGACCUGUGCCUUCUCCUAUAAUUUCUGAUAAUAAUGUGUGCUCCAAGAUUUUAAGUUUCAGGGAAAACCCACCCAUGUACUGUGUACUUUGCAAUUUUGAGAAAUAUGUGGCCUUUGUUUCCCAUCAUUUUGUGAUCUGAGAGCUACCUGGAUGCAUUGGUUAUACCUGACUUGUGUUUGUUGUACCAAAGCAAUGGGUUUGUCUGUGAUGUUGGGAAAAUCUCCAAUUCCCAAGCAUUUCUCUAAGAGUGUCUAACUUCUAAGCACCAUGUAUGUAUGUAAUAAACAGGAGCUGUCUAAGUAUAGGCCUGAUUGCCAAAAUCUCAUCUCAGAGAAAUAGGACAUAUAAAGUUUGGAAUCAUUGGAUCACAGAGUUGAGAAUGACUUUAGAAGCCAUGACAUUUAAUAUUCCACCUAAGGCAUAGAUAUCCUCUACAAUCACUCUAUAAGACUAUAAGGCAGCCUAUUUCACUGUUCAACAGCUGUGAUUUUUAGAGUUUCUUUAUAUUAGGCAUAAAUCUAAUUCCUUGUGCCUUCAGCCUUGUGAAGUAAUAUAGGAAUAUGCAAAUCAAAAACAUAAGACUGGGAUUAAGAAGAUUUGGACUCUAGUCUUGAUAUUGUCACUUAACCACUUAACUGUCCUGAACCUCACACUCCUCCUCUGUACAAAAGGACUGAUCACACCUGCCCUGACCAUGCUCACAGGGCUUUUAUGAGGAUCGAAUCAAAUAAUGGAUAUGAAAGCACUUUGUAAAUUGACACA